UACAAAUUGGGAAAACGAUGAGAGGGAGAGGAGCCGGAGUGUUCGGACCGGCCAACAUCGACUCAUAAUGUCAUUGAGAACAAAACUCAAACACCUUGCACUUACUCAAAGCGCCACCACCCGCUACCUGUCCCACCUCUCACACCACCACAACCACCAUCCUCCGACGCCGCUUCCGCCACCACCUCAAUUACAAGACCCAUACAACCAACUCAAAGAAGAUCCAUUUGGAAUUCUUUCAGACCUCUGGGUCAAGACCUUCACCCAACCUUACAAGCCCUUCAACAACCUCUCUGGCUUUCUAUCCAAAUUCGAUCUCUGGGUCCUUGCCUAUCAGCGCACCUGUGCCAAUGUCACCGGAUCUUUCCCUCAUAAGAACUCCAUCUAUAUCAAUACACUUUCCGACCUUCUAUCCCUAAAAAACGCAGUCGUUCAUAACCACUUUCAAUGGAAUUCCAAAACUCAGCAGAUCAUUCGCAGCCCUAAUGAUAAGCCAAUUAAUUUGCUCUCCAAACGCAAGCUCAACUCCGUUUUGGCAUCGAAGACUCCUCCUUUUCAGGACCUGGUGGUUCAGGAAGUUUUGUUGAUGAUUCUGGAGCCAGUUUUUGAGCCGCAGUUUUCUUCAAAAUCUCACGCCUUCCGUCCAGGUAGGAAUCCUCAUUCCGUCAUUAGAACCAUCAGGAGUAACUUUGCUGGGUACUUGUGGUUUAUAAAAGGUGAUAUAAGUGAGAUUCUUGAUCAUGUUGACGUUAAUGUGGUAAUUGGUUGUGUGGAAAAAGCUGUGAAAGACAAAAAGGUUUUGAAUUUGAUUAAAUCAGGGUUGAAAGGUCCACCACGAAAUUUUACAUACUGGGAAGAUAAUGGCGGGAAAGUAAGUAAAAGGAAAAGAAAGAAGGGUCAGACGAGGAAGAGGUUAUUGAAUGAGAAUGAGCCGAAGCCAGACCCAUAUUGGUUGAGGACAUUCUUUGAUUUUGCCCCAGAGGAGGCUGCAAAGAUUCCUAAUUACGGUUACUGUGGAAUUCUUAGUCCUUUACUGGUUAAUGUUUGUCUUAAUGAGCUUGAUCAAAUGAUGGAAGAUCGGACAAUCAAAUUCUUUAAGCCUUGUGAAUUAGAUUCUAUAUGGAAGUAUUCGAUGAAGGAUAGUUGCCAUAACCCUUCUUGGCCGGAGUUUGUACCUGCAAGUGGGAAGGAGAAGACUAGAAAAAUGGAUUAUAUCAGGUUUGGAGGUCAUUUCCUGAUUGGUAUUAGGGGACCGAGGGAGGAUGCGGUGGGAAUUAGAAAAGAAAUAAUUGAGUUCUGUGAGAGUAAAUUCGGGAUUAGGUUGGACAAUUCUAAGGUCGAAAUUGAGCAUAUCACUAGGGGGAUUCAGUUUUUGGAUCAUAUAAUUUGUCGGCGGGUUAUACACCCCACUCUUCGGUACACCUCAAGUGAAGGUAAGAUUGUGAGUGAAAAAGGCGUUGGGACUUUGCUUUCAGUCACUGCUAGCUUGCAACAGUGUAUUCGCCAGUUUAGGCGGCUUGCAUUUGUGAAGGGUGAUAGGGAUCCAGAGCCACUGCCCUGCACUCCCAUGCUGUAUUCGGGUCAAGCUCAUACUAAUGCUCAGAUGAAUAAGUUCCUUGAGAGCAUGGCUGAUUGGUAUAGAUAUGCAGAUAACAGGAAGAAAAUUGUUGGGUUUUGUGCUUAUGUGAUCCGCAGCUCUCUCGCUAAAUUGUAUGCGGCAAGGUAUAGACUGAAAUCACGUGCCAAGGUGUACAAGAUUGCUUCACGUGAUCUUAGCCGUCCAUUGAGGGAAAGUAGCAAUAAUUCUGCCCCAGAGUAUUCUGAUCUUUUGAGGAUGGGACUUGUUGACAACAUUGAAGGCGUUCAGUUUUCUCACAUGUCUUUGAUUCCAUCAUGUGAUUAUACUCCAUUUCCGAGAAGCUGGGUCCCCGAUCACGAGAGAGUGUUGCGUGAGUAUAUCCGAUUACAAGACCCUAAAUUCUUCUGUCAACUGAAUAAGUUAGUUAAACAACAAGGUCUUUGUUUUCCCCAAGAUGAGAUAUCCAAGAUUGUGUGGGACUACAAAACUCUAGGAGUCUUCAGCAACCGGUUUAAUGGUGAUAAAGAGUCAGAAAAUGCUUCUCAUACAGUGAUGCAAGCACCGUUGCUAAAAUAUGAUGUUUGAAAAUCAUUACAUUUCAAAUAAGAAAACUCACCUAUAGUAUGCUGUUGUACAAGGUGUUCUUGAACAGAGGGAGUGUCAAUCAUUUCCAAAAAAAAGUGUUUUGAAUGAGGGUUGCUAAGCUAAAAGGGCAGUAUGCAGAAUGAAGGUCCCUUGAAGAAGCUAGACAUUGCACCUGUCUAGGAAUCGAAUAAUCAUGAAGUUGCUGAAUUAAGUUUGCUGUAUCUGAUGAAAGACUUGUGACUGCACAAUUAGGUAGUGGCACUAGUGAAGUUGGUAUAUUCUGUUGAUUCAGUGUGAUGAAGAUAUUUGAUCAAAGCAGCUGGGGUAAAUGAUGUCAUAUUAUUUGAACUGAGAACAUGCCCCCAUAUUAAGUGCAGAGGUAGUGUCAUUACUAUUGCUAAAUGCUGGAUGCCAGAUUCUGGACUUUUCUCCUUUCAAAAUUCUGCUUAGGCUCCUAUAUUCUCUUAUUUUGAACCUUAAGUUCAACCAAAUUCAUUCAAAUGCAUACCCUAACUGGCAUUGACUGUGAUUACCACCAUGUGAAUCUGAAUUAUGGUCGAAUUAUGGACGACCUGACAGAGGUGAAGUUAAAGUUCUUGUCUCUUCGUGCAGAGUGUAUUAAAAAAGAAGAAGCAAGAUUACCAUAAACAACAAAUCGAAGAAAUAAGAAGAGUAGGAUAAAAACACGGGAUUUCUUACUACUGGGUACAAACCUUUUCAUCUUUUCAGUUCACCUUAUAUUCUUGUAUGCACUAUGAGUUUGUAAGUCGAAUAAUACAACGUAGAUUGAUGCAAUUCAUUCCACAACAAACUAAGCUUGUUUCCCAAUAAAUUUUGGUUGGCUAUUCAUAUUGGUUCUUUGGGCAUUUCUUCUUCUGCCUUCAUUUAAAAAAUAAUAAUAAUAAUAAAAAUAAAUAAAUAAAUUUGUUUUCUCAUCAUUGGUCUUUUGCUUGUUAGCACAGUGCUAAUAUUUGAAUUUGAUAGGUGAUUGUUAUUUUGAUCAGUGUUCUAAAUAUGCUUUAAUUUCCAGAAAUUAACUAGAUUGUAAUUUUCAAUUUGCGCCACUUGAGUAUUGUGAAUGUUUUAUCAAGGUCUCAUUUUCAAACAUUGUGAUAAAAAAAUCUUAGAGAAUGGCUAGGAGUGAAAUGAUGCCAUAGUUUAACUUCUGAUGUGUUUAACUUCUGACGUGGUAUUUUCUUAUUCAAAAUAAGGGGGCAUCAAACCAAUAAAUGGUCGCAUUCUUAUCUUGGGUUGUUCUCAAGUUCUAAUCAUAUCACUUGCUACUGCAAUUAAUUUGCAACUCAUUGUUUAUUUGCCCUGUUGUUCAAGGAUGUCCAGCCUUGCCUUUCAGGGACAAUAUGCAUGUUUGGUAUACAACAAUGGACAAUGCUGCACAGAUGGAGAAGAUAUAUUUGUUCUGUCUUGUUGGCAAAAUGUAUGCUACUCUUUGCAGAAUUCAAAAAGGGGUGGAAUUUCUUGUUGAACAAGAAUCAAAAUAUGUGUGGGAUACGUUGCUGCUUUUAUUUGUGUAUUCUUAAGUUCUAGGUGACCUAUCUUCUUGUGCUUUAGCAUGUUUGGCUUUGCUUCUUUCUGCAAAAGAACUUGCUUUUUUUGCUGCUUAUUUGUCAAAAUCGGCUGAAAAUAUGAGAUUUUAUGGAAAAGGGCAGGUUAUGGGAUGUGGCUAGAGCCUAGGUAUGCUUUUCUUUUUCCUCUUUAUCAUUCAUUUUAUAAAAUAGUGUAUUUUGGAUUUCCACAAUAACAAAUCUCAGAUAUUCUUUUC
This is a messenger RNA of Olea europaea var. sylvestris, 3944 nucleotides long. RefSeq names its product nuclear intron maturase 1, mitochondrial. Gene Ontology annotation, biological process: mRNA processing. The coding region runs from base 68 to 2164 and encodes 698 amino acids. The transcript is spliced from 2 exons. The record is from RefSeq and is a predicted model, not a curated record. Lineage: Eukaryota; Viridiplantae; Streptophyta; Magnoliopsida; Lamiales; Oleaceae.